AUGUUGUGGUCGCAACUAGCAUUAGCUAGCGUUUUGUCAACAAUGUCUGAGGACCUGUGAAUGAUAAUGAUUCAUUCGUUUUACUACAUUGUCUAACUGACUAUCAGGCUACGUGGGCUCAAGAUGUCUGAGGAGCACUUAGUGACGUCAGAGGAGCAGACUGUGUCUUUGGUGGAUGUCUUGCAGGAGGACCAGGAGCUGCAAGAAGAAGCUUCUGCUGUGUUGGCCGGAAGUGACUCAGAUCACUGCUCCUAUCCUCAGGGUUAUGUGAAGCGUCAGGCUUUGUACGCUUGCAACACAUGCACGCCAAAAGGAGGCGAAGCAGCUGGUGUGUGUUUGGCGUGUUCGUACAAAUGCCAUGAAGGUCACGACUUGUUUGAGCUCUACACCAAGAGGAACUUCCGCUGUGACUGUGGAAACAAGAAAUUUGCGGAUGUGCGAUGUAAACUCUUUACUGACAAGGAGGAUUUCAACACUCUGAAUAAAUACAGUCAUAACUUCUUUGGAGAGUACUGUACUUGCCGUCGGCCGUACCCUGACCCAGAAGACCAGGUUGAAGACGAAAUGAUCCAGUGUGUGUUAUGUGAGGAUUGGCUGCAUGGUCGGCAUCUGGGCUGUGAAGUUCCAGAUUGUGUAGAGCUGCAGGAGAUGAUCUGUGAGUCAUGUAUGAACAGAAACAUGUUCUUGUGGUACUAUGCCGAUCAUAUCGCAGUUGCAGGUCCUGCAGUUGAGUCAGAGUUGAAGGAGACAGGAGCCCACCUGGAUCGGUCUGACAAGGUGGAUGACGUCGCCGAGCCGAGCUGCAAAAGAGUUUGUCAGGAGGAUCCUAGUUGCAGAAUGAAGCAGCUUCAGGCGACGGGUGUUAAGCGGGCCCGGUCUGGAGCGGUAUUUUGGCCGUCGGGGUGGCGUUCAAAGCUGUGCCGCUGCAGCGCCUGCCAGGGAAGUCUGUCAGAGGCAGGUGUCUCCUUCCUGCUGGAUGAGUUGGAUACUGUCCUUGCUUACGAGGACAAAGGAAAGAGUGAGGAACAGUGCGAACAAAGUCACGACCCUCUGAUGUCAGCGCUAGACAACUUGAACAGAGUACAGCAGCUGGAGAUCAUUCACGGAUACAACGACAUGAAGAGUGAACUGAAAGACUUCCUGCAGAGGUUUGCUGCAGAAGGAAAGGUUGUGACAUCUGAUGACAUUCGGCAGUUCUUCGAGCAGCAGCAGAGUCGCAAAAGAAAUCAAGUCGAUGGACGCUUCUACUGUGCCUGAUGCCCUUUGACCUUCACCAGAUGUCCUCUUGCUGCCCCAUCACAGUCUGUUUAGUGUUUUGUCUUGAUGAACAAUGCUUGUUGUUCACAUUUCAUUUCAGGGGUUAAAGGUCAGUGACAGUGAUGCUUUUUUUAAUGAAAAAUAAAAACUAGUCUGCGCCAGUGAAGUUUGUAUGCAUGUGUCGUCUGUUUACUACCAAUGUUUUUACCUUAUACUAGGGCUGUCAAAGUAAACGCUUUAACUCUCGCGAUUAAUCACAAAACAUUGCAUUAAUCGUGUAUAAAUGUAGAUUAAUCACGCAAUUUAUUUUGACCGCACAUACUCAUUUACCUUAACCUCUGAGGGUUACCUGAAAGUGUGUUGUUAUACGGUCAGUGAUCAGGUCAGUGCAAAGAUGAGUGAGGAUCAGACUGUUUAGCUCAAUGGUAAAGUUCAGCUCAAAAUAAACACCCUAUGGUAUUUUAGAUAAAAUUGUUAGCAAGUUUUUAACAGAUAAAAAAUAUUCCUGUAUAACAUUCUGACAAUAAAAUUGCAUUU
Messenger RNA from Nerophis lumbriciformis (worm pipefish), 1794 nucleotides. RefSeq names its product ubiquitin protein ligase E3 component n-recognin 7 (gene ubr7). The record is from RefSeq and is a predicted model, not a curated record. Gene Ontology annotation, molecular function: ubiquitin protein ligase activity; zinc ion binding. Lineage: Eukaryota; Metazoa; Chordata; Actinopteri; Syngnathiformes; Syngnathidae. Gene Ontology annotation, cellular component: cytoplasm.